AUGAGCAAGCGAAGGCCCGUAGAGGAGGCUAUUGAAGCUUCCCCAGUAAAGAAACUGCACAUAGACUGUGCUCCUCAGUACGACGAUGGUGAUGACGACUUUACACCGUCCGAAUCACCGAGCUCAAUGGCAGACGCCGAGUCACCUGCAACCGUAGCAACUACGCCAAGAGCCAAGUUCCCGUCAGACCUCAAAACUCUAGCCUGCACAUGGCCAGGGUGUACCAAGGCAUUCAACCGGCCAGCCAGACUCCGAGACCACCUCAACUCACACACCAAUUCCCGCCCAUUCAAGUGCCCCUAUGAUGACUGUGAUAAGGACUACAUAGAGGAUAAACACCUGAAGCAGCACAUUAAAGCAGCACACACAAACGAACGCAAAUACGCCUGCCAAGUCCCGGGCUGCGGCAAAAGCUUCGUUACAGGCACCAGAUUGAAGCGCCACCAGGCCGUUCACGAAGGCGCCGAACGAUUCCGCUGCAAAGACUGUGGACAGAGCUUCCGAAAAAGAGAAACUCUCACAAAGCAUGUGCGCAAAGAACACCUACACAUCCGGGCAUACGCCUGUUCUGAGCAAGACUGCACAGAGUCAUUCGACUCGAAGCCGGCGUUGAAACGCCACCGGGAGAAGAUACACGGAGAAAUCAAAUACUGGUGUGGAGAGUGCGGCCUGAAAGCAGAAGAAGACGGCACACAAACCCGCGUGGGAUUCACGACUGAACUGCUCCUCCACGCCCACCUGAAGAAGGAACACCAAAACUGUCUCUUCUGCGACUUCAAGCCCUCAUCACGCUGGGAGCUUGACCAGCACGUAGACAUGUACCACUCCGGAAAGACCGUCAAGGACCGCCAGACACACGCCUGCACCCACGAGGGCUGCAACAAGAAAUUCACCAAAAAGUCCAACCUCAAGGCCCACGUCCGCUCAGCCCACGAAGGCUUCCGCUUCGUAUGCGGCGACGUGACGCCCUCGGGGCCAGAGUUCGCAGCCUGGACCAACGACCAAGGCUGCGGCGCCAAGUUUAGCACCAAGGUCCGCCUCGACGACCACAUCCGCUUCAUCCACCUCGGCCACGAGCGCCCCAAGUUGCCCAAGCCAGGCAGCCCCAGCGAGAGCCCGACCGCCUUCAUCGACGAGAUUUCCGGCCUCGCAAACCAAGCCAAGCACACUGUGUUUUGCCCCGACUGCAACGAGGGGUUCAAACGCUACCACGAUCUCCAAGUCCACCUGUCUCAUGGCCACCAGCAGCCCGACCCGCCAAGUCACUCUGCCCCCUUCCUGCACCUGGAUGACGGGGACGAUGAAUUAUCCUUAGGGAGAGAGGAGUUCCACGCCUCGUGGCCCGAGGACACGGCGCAGGAUGAAAUUUUUGCCGCCCAGAUGGACUACGGCCCCCCAAAGGACGAGUGGCUUGAGGAUGAGGCCAACAUUAUGCUGUUGGCGCGUGACUCAUCGCACGAGGAGCACAUUGAUCCUAAUCUUGCUAGAUUAUAG
Metarhizium brunneum ARSEF 3297 is the source of this 1494-nucleotide messenger RNA. RefSeq names its product Transcription factor IIIA (gene sfc2). NCBI's taxonomy places the organism in Eukaryota, Fungi, Ascomycota, Sordariomycetes, Hypocreales, Clavicipitaceae. Gene Ontology annotation, cellular component: nucleus. The record is from RefSeq and is a predicted model, not a curated record. Gene Ontology annotation, biological process: regulation of transcription by RNA polymerase II.